Microplitis mediator is the source of this 3816-nucleotide messenger RNA. RefSeq names its product mucin-2-like. The record is from RefSeq and is a predicted model, not a curated record. Bases 1029 to 2168 code for a protein of 379 amino acids. The transcript is spliced from 2 exons. NCBI's taxonomy places the organism in Eukaryota, Metazoa, Arthropoda, Insecta, Hymenoptera, Braconidae.
CCCAGUGAACCCAGAACAGAGGACACCUGUGAUUAUUAUUUAUAAACUAUUAUUAUUACUAUUUUCUUAUACCUAUGACUUAAUACUACUUAUUCACUAAUUAUUAUUUUUAUAUCUACUGGACUAUCGGUUACACUUAAAACUAGUAUGCUUAAAAACUAGGACUAAAAUUCUAAAUAUUAUGUUCCUUUGUUUAAACAAAUUAAUUACUACUGUACUUAUACUACUCUAUUAUCUAUUUACUUAAAAACUAUUACUUAUGUUUCUAUUUAAUAUGACUUAUACUUUUGUAUAUAAUACUUUCUUUUUUUUCUUUUCUUUCUUACUUUAAUAUAAACAUUAUUAUUUUUCCUUAACAAUGAGUUAUUAUUAUUAUUUACACUUAUAAGGCUGUGCUUUUAAAAUCUAAGUCGAAUGAAUAUACCGGGAUAUAAAAUUAUAUGGAUGUACGGUAUAAGUAUGUGAAUGCGCGACCGAGCGAAAAUUAUUCUAAGUCCUGAGCACCAAAAUCAAAGGAAAUAAAAUAAAAACGCUUAUAUAGGUUUCGAAUAAGACGUUUAAAAGUUUUAAGAGAUUGAAAGAAUUAUAAAAUGAACAGAAAUACGAGAAAUAUUGGUGAAAUUAAAAUAAACUUUAAUAUUUCAAUCGUUCAUUCUUUCAUUCUCUAUCCGUCCGCGCGGAUUAUCGUCGCUUGUACGGCUAAGUUCUCGGGACUUAGUAUUUAUUUAACAGCUUACACGAAUUCUUUUCUUUUAAAUUCAAUUUUACUUUGGAUAAAAUUAUUUUUACUCGAUUUCCUUUGACUUUUUAACUCAGGACUUAGAAAAUAUUUCACAACAGUAUACUCUUGAUGUCAACAACAGAGGGCGAAGGAAUUUAUUCCCGUCCGCAGUUGCAGCGGGUAGAUAUACUGAUAAAACCGCGCAUUUAAGCCCGUAGAGGCAACUUAGUCUCCCGAGAGGUUGUCAAGGAAGGCCAUUCCAGUCAACCAAGAAGGAAGUCACUUACCAGGAGUCCGACCGGGCCAGAUGCAAUCUUCAACUAUCCAAGAGUUCACGAUGGAAGAGGAGAUAGAGCUGUUGGAGCAAAUGGUACAACGUCAGCCGUGCCUGAUUUUGGAACCAAUCGCCGAGCCGUCCACCGAGACAAUCACGACAACCACCACACCCCCGCCUACCACCGCAGCAAAGACAGCAACCAACGCCAAGAAAACACCCGGAGUCCACGUGCGAGAAAUCCAGGAGGUCAGACUACAUUUAGUCAAAAAGGUCGAGCCAUACGACCCGACCAAGCCCGGAUUUAAGAGACCAACCAAACGGCCCAUAAUCCGACCGGCCAGCGCCAGUUUAGUGGGACUCGCGAAGCCAGUGACAGCCACCAACCCGGGCCCACGCAUACGCAGUCCCCAGUUGGCAGCUAAACCACCUCAGAGGGCAGAAAAGCCGCUUGAAGUGCCACCAACCACGGCACCGACCGACACAACCGAAGUUUGGCCUGCUCGAGCGACCACCAGUUUCCCCAAGCGAAAGCGGAGGGUUGGGGAAAAUAGUCAGCUCAGGAAGUGGCCCAAACUGGACUCACCUCCAAAGAAUGGCUUCCGUUUGGAACCAGCCACCACGGUUGCCAAGAAAUCUGGCAUAAGGAGAUCCGAGGCACCUAAAAAAGGGAAAAGAGUUGUCACCAACCCGGGCCCACUCAAGAUGAGCAGUCCCCAGUUGGCCAUGACAAUGCCGAAGCCGACCACCAGCAGUACCCUCGAGCAGCCGGGAGUCGCCAUUGAAACUGGAAGGAAAAUAGGAGUGGUUAUUACCAACCCGGGCCCACGCGUACGCAGUCCCCAGCUGGAAACAACCACAGCAACCUGGCUCGAGUACGACGAUGCACCACUAUUGUCCGAGUACCCGAGCCAGUUUGAGUCACUGCCAGGAGAUCUUUUUGAACCACCAAGGAAGAUACGGACACCUCUGGAAAGACUCCUGUUAUCCUUGACACCACUGGCAGAGGUACAGCCGAAAGUGGUUAAGAAAAAGGCAGUUUUUACCGCGUACGACGAUGCAUUAAGCCUGUACAAGGUGACUAGGUGCAAGUUUUCGGUGACACCCAAGAUCGAGUCAAUGAGAAAGACGGCCUGGGACAUGCUGGCCAGAAUCCGGGAACGGGAAGAAUAAAAAGGCAGGAAGAAAAGAGGAUAGCAGGCUAUCCCCUUUUCUUUGUUGAGGUGGGAGGGGUGUGAUGGUGGAGUGACCCAGUGAACCCAGAACAGAGGACACCUGUGAUUAUUAUUUAUAAACUAUUAUUAUUACUAUUUUCUUAUACCUAUGACUUAAUACUACUUAUUCACUAAUUAUUAUUUUUAUAUCUACUGGACUAUCGGUUACACUUAAAACUAGUAUGCUUAAAAACUAGGACUAAAAUUCUAAAUAUUAUGUUCCUUUGUUUAAACAAAUUAAUUACUACUGUACUUAUACUACUCUAUUAUCUAUUUACUUAAAAACUAUUACUUAUGUUUCUAUUUAAUAUGACUUAUACUUUUGUAUAUAAUACUUUCUUUUUUUUCUUUUCUUUCUUACUUUAAUAUAAACAUUAUUAUUUUUCCUUAACAAUGAGUUAUUAUUAUUAUUUACACUUAUAAGGCUGUGCUUUUAAAAUCUAAGUCGAAUGAAUAUACCGGGAUAUAAAAUUAUAUGGAUGUACGGUAUAAGUAUGUGAAUGCGCGACCGAGCGAAAAUUAUUCUAAGUCCUGAGCACCAAAAUCAAAGGAAAUAAAAUAAAAACGCUUAUAUAGGUUUCGAAUAAGACGUUUAAAAGUUUUAAGAGAUUGAAAGAAUUAUAAAAUGAACAGAAAUACGAGAAAUAUUGGUGAAAUUAAAAUAAACUUUAAUAUUUCAAUCGUUCAUUCUUUCAUUCUCUAUCCGUCCGCGCGGAUUAUCGUCGCUUGUACGGCUAAGUUCUCGGGACUUAGUAUUUAUUUAACAGCUUACACGAAUUCUUUUCUUUUAAAUUCAAUUUUACUUUGGAUAAAAUUAUUUUUACUCGAUUUCCUUUGACUUUUUAACUCAGGACUUAGAAAAUAUUUCACAACAGUAUACUCUUGAUGUCAACAACAGAGGGCGAAGGAAUUUAUUCCCGUCCGCAGUUGCAGCGGGUAGAUAUACUGAUAAAACCGCGCAUUUAAGCCCGUAGAGGCAACUUAGUCUCCCGAGAGGUUGUCAAGGAAGGCCAUUCCAGUCAACCAAGAAGGAAGUCACUUACCAGGAGUCCGACCGGGCCAGGUAAGCGAAAUCUAUUUCUCUCGAGGAGGUUUUAAGGGACCCCACUCCAAGGCCUUCUGCUAAGGGGUGGUAGGCGAUACUAUCCGCGUAGGUGGGGGUUUGUUGGAGGCCAUCCACUCACCCUCUGGGAUGGGACUUCGUGUAGGGCCGACGGGGUAGUCGACCAGACUCCCCUGAAGCAACCGGGAAUGGGGGUAGACCGCGAUUUUAGACCGCGAAUCUGUUAGGUAUGUGUGUGUGUGUGUGUAUAUGUUGUGUGACCGCGUGGAAUUAUUAAUAACCAGCGGCAUUUUUGUUAUUAAACCGCGUUAAAAGUAUGGAUAUUAUUUUAUUGUAAAGGUAGUAGAACUGAGCAUCGGAGCUCAUGUAAAAAAGGUUUUGUUUACUUUCUUAUUUAAAUAAAGUUUGAUUAUUUGUUUAUUUGUAAAACUGCGUAUAAAUUAAAGACCCCUUUUGAACCCUGGACUCCGGCGAGCUAAACCAAGCAAGAAGGGGUAACUGUUUAUAAUUGUUUAACAAAUUACUUAUUCAUCUAAGUUCUGAU